AUGCUGGCGAAUGUCAUAUUCUACUUGCGUGACACCGCCCGAACAUGGUUUGAAACGCAUGAAGAGGAACUAACGUCGUGGGACCUCUGCAAAGCCAAGCUUCAGGACCUCUUCGGACGUCCAACCGGUCGCAAGCUCUCGGCCAAGCGAAAGCUGGCAUCCAGAGUCCAAACAUCGACCGAGUCAUAUGUGACCUACAUCCAAGACGUCCUAUCUCUGUGCAGGAAAGCUAACCCCGAAAUGCCAGAAAUCGAACGGAUGGAACACAUCCUCAAAGGCAUCGCAGAUGAUGCCUUCCAGCUACUUGUCAUUAAGGAUUGCUCGACUGUCGACGACGUCCUGAAAGAGUGCCGCAGGUUCGAAGCUGCAAAGACUCGCAGGAUAGCGCACAAAUUCAACCGUUUGCCAAACACCCCGGCAACAUCAUCUUGUGAAGACCCUGAUACUAACACAGAGCGCAUCACGAAAAUCGUCCGCCGAGAACCGGAGGCGAUGAUGCCCGCUGACGUCCUUAUAACCUGUCCCCACGAGAUCAUCCUCGGCUGGGACUUUCUUUCCUCACAUUCGGCCCUCAUCGACUGUGCCAAAGGCGAGAUUGAGCUCGAUACCAGCAACUUGCAUUACCACACUGCGUCGCAACUAUCCAAAGUGGUGCCACAGAUUUAUGGGUAG
Ixodes scapularis (black-legged tick) is the source of this 672-nucleotide messenger RNA. RefSeq lists its product as uncharacterized. The transcript has 3 exons. The coding region runs from base 1 to 672 and encodes 223 amino acids. The record is from RefSeq and is a predicted model, not a curated record. NCBI's taxonomy places the organism in Eukaryota, Metazoa, Arthropoda, Arachnida, Ixodida, Ixodidae.